Coregonus sp. 'balchen' is the source of this 19568-nucleotide messenger RNA. Lineage: Eukaryota; Metazoa; Chordata; Actinopteri; Salmoniformes; Salmonidae. The record is from the annotation of a GenBank genome assembly.
UCCCACUUAGUUUUGUGUCGAAACGUAAAGUGAUAAUUACUUUCAAUGUGAUUAUUUGUUUUCUUAAAAUUAAGGUAUAAACGGAUAUACUAGGCAAGGGCUCAGAUCAUGGAAGCGGGUACAGAAUCUGGACGCAAACUGGUGUGUAGCAUUACCCUAUUAUAGCUAGCCGAGUUUGAUUACUGUACGCGUUAGCUGAGCUAUCAGUAGGCUAUCAUCAAUAGCUAGCUAGCGUUACAGUGAUCCUCAUUAGUCAGAAGUGCCAUGUCAAUUUCGUUAAAAUGUUGACAAAGUUCAGCUUUAUGUAGUUACUUACAUUUUACUUGUUUGGUCAAUUAUAUAGCUAGGUAGCUAGCUACAUUACAUGAUUCACAAGCCCGCUCAGCGAAACAUUAAGGCAAGUGCAGCAGUUUCAACAUUGUUGUGCAUCUAUUUUAGCACGUUAUGUCAAUGUUGAUCCAUGAUAUGAUAUCAGCGAUUAAUUGAGGUUAUUAACUAACAUUGUUUAAUAAUCUGUAAAGGUGUUUGCAGCAGAAGGCCCAUCUACAACCACACAUUGAGGUUUAGCCUAGCCAUGUGCACGUGCACCACUGUUUUAUUGUGAUCUCUCAAGCCUACACAACAAUGCACUGCAUGGCCUACUCUUUUCUAAUUGGAAAAGACAGCUCUUAUUCAAAGCUAUGCUUACAUGUUCAUUAUAUCAUAUUUUAAAAACACUGUUAGUAAGAUGUAAUAAAUAAUAUAUUGAUAUUGAUAGAUACUUUUAUAACAGCUAUUUUCAUUCCUGUAGCGCUCCAUCUGCCGGACAAUGUACGACGAAAAUGAGGACUUCUCUGACGUUGAAGAAAUUGCUAAUGUCAGGGGUUUCAAUCUGGAGGAGAAACUUGUUAGCGACUCAUACAACACACAUUUCGUUCAGUUGAUGGACGGCAAAGGUACACAUCUGUUUCAUUCAUAAAAUGUUACCACACACUCACAAUCCCCCAUGCAGACUCUUAACUGGCUGGACAUGCACAAUUUCUAAAAAAAUUAUGGAUUCACACGUGAGGGCAAAAGUUCCCAUUGGUUAAUUCGUUUUUGUGCAGGAUGUCCUCACAAAUCCAUGAUAUGCACACACGUCGCACAUUGAUUUACCUGAAUAUAUAUGCAGAAGUUAUAAUGGCUCACUGACUACCUACACUUUUUCUUCUUCUCAGAUUUCACUUAUGAGUAUGUCCAGAGAGAGGCACUUCAGACCCCUCUUAUUUUCAAAGCCAGAGAUGGACUAGGGAUCAGGUGAGACAUGAGUAAAAUCUGAUGGCCUGUGAACAAUACAAUCAUGUUUAGCCUAUUAUAUACUAUUUUUCUUACUUGGUUAAAUAUUAGGCUUUAUGGAAUGGUUUGAUGUUAAUAUGCUUAUCAUGACUAUAUUCUUUAAAAAAAACAGAAUGCCAGACCCGGAGUUCACCGUCAGUGAGAUUAAAGGUUUGGUUGGUAAGUCUAUCUGUUUUUAAAUAGCAGGCAAAAAAGUAGGUAAAUUAUUCCUUUCCCUGCAUCAAUACUUAUCUUAGACUCAUCAUUUAGUUUAGACAGCAGUGCCAACCUACUCCACAAUACCCUGCAUUUCUUGAUGAAUGAAAAGCAUGCUACUGGAAAAGGUGUCAAAAAGUGUGUGGAUGUUGAUGUAAACUUCUGUAAGCCUGUAAUGCAAAAAUGAGACGACUCCAGACAUUUGCAAUGCAGAUCCAAUAUAUAUAGGCCUAUUCAUAUAGAUUCUAUAUUUUAAUCAGACUGAUAUCAGUUACAGUUAAAUGGCUCUUUUUACUUGAGCUAAAUUACCACUUAUUUGAUAUCUCCAGGGCUCUACAGUGUGACCAUUUUAGUCGCAUAUGCGCUUAAAUAUUUUUCUGUGCGACCUGGAAUUUUAAUUAAGGACCACCAUUGCGCUUAGAAAAAUGUAGGAUUCUAGCUUUACUACCUCAAAGAUUUUUAAUUGUUCUCCUACAUUUCUUUGUGUGCGCCAACAUUUUCAAUUUAGUGCACGUGGUCCUUGUUAAAAAGGUCAGUGUAGACUUGCCCUGCUCUCAUGUCAGAUGAUGAUAGUGUUCAGGGCAAGUUUUACUUUUUUAUUAUGGUACAUAAUGUAUGUGUGCAGUGGUUCAGCAACUCCACCUGUUGGUAAAGGUGAUGAACAACAUGCAUACAAAUUGUAUAGUUGUACCCAGGUUUACCUUAAGAUUGCUGUGUUGGUGUUUGCAGGUAGCCGUCGUGCCGUUGAUGUGAUGGAUGUGAGCACUCAGAAAGGCUCUGAGAUGAGCAUGGCCCAGUUUGUCCGCUACUACGAGACGCCUGAGAAAGAGCGGGACAAACUCUUCAAUGUUAUCAGUCUAGAGUUCAGUCACACCAAACUGGAGAACCUCAUCAAGAGGCCCACUGUGGUGAGAUGGCACUGGCAGUUUUUAUUUCAUGUGUUCAUUAUGAACGAGGGCAAAUUUGAUCGUGAAUGCCAACUGUCAACUCUCUUAUAGGUGGAUUUAGUGGACUGGGUGGACAACAUGUGGCCCCUAAAACUAAAACGAAGACAAACUGAAGCCACUAAUGUCAUCUCAGAGAUGAAGUACCCCAAAGUACAGAAGUAAGUCGUUUAGAAAUGUCAUUAGUUAUUGCAUAGUAUUUCCCAUGCAAUGUCAAAGUUUCUUUUUGAUGUUUUAGCCUGUUUACAAAACGUAGUGGAUUGUACCUAACAGGAAAAUGCUCAAGCACAGGCCAAAUUUUAUUUUAAAAAGCUGUCAGAAAAUUGCUGCUUUGCUGGGAGGAAAUAUUAGCCUACUCCUCCUCCUUUUUCCGAAGUCCCUCAGCCCGCUUCGCACUGCUGUUGUUCACUUCCUCUGAUGGCUCUAGAUGGUUGCUAGGCAGCGGGGCUCUUUCAUGGUGGAGGGCGGUUCUUCACAGGGUGCAGAAGUGACUACGGAUCCUCCUCAGCCAAUGAGCUGCCAGCAUUAGGGCAUAGCUCGCACUCCAGAGCCAAUUGUGCCCUCCCUUUCAUCCUCUCUCUCCACUCUAUCUUGCUCUCUUUCUUUCACUCUAAUAUUCUCUCUCCUUCUCCCAGUUUCUUACUCUCUCUCUUUACUAAAUGGAGCCCUCCGUAGAUGGAGAGGCAGGGAAAUAAAAGCCAGAAAUAAAAGCCAUAGCAGUUCUCUCCUGUCUGGUCGGUGACCAGCGCAUGGGGGGGGGCUGGUCCUGAGCGAACCGGCUCAGAGAGAGGAAUAACUAUCGGGUACGUCUCUGUCUUUCAUUGGAAAAAUCUGCUGGUAUUUAGAAAUGUCGGGAGUACUCUACCAUGUCAUUUCACUUCGAUUUAUUUCCCCCCUCUUUUAAUGGAUACGCUCAUGGGCUGGUGUGAUUGAUUGUGAGUGUUGUUUGUAGUGGGAUGUUGGGCUCUUAGCCCAGGGUCUGGUCACUCUCUGUCCAUAGGAGAAACUGCUGCCAAUAGGAUGGGGAUCUGUGUGUGUGAUUAUGUGAGUGUCUCACAGGUUCAGCAGAUGGGCCCUCAGUUUAUAAUAAUUGCAACAGACGGGGGUGGAGAUAGUUCUAUCAUAAACAUCUGUGAAUGUGUAGGAGGCCUAUAUUUGCUUUUUUGUGUUUAUUUGUCUGUGUUUGCAAGUCUGGUAUUCAUAAUGUAAAGAGAGUGAAUAUGAAGUCUGUAAGCCAUACAGUAUUAUGCGUCAUGUUCCGUUGAGUGUAGAUGAUAUUUAUGUCUAUACAAUUGGCUCCAAUCAAGCACCGUCCACAGGGUAUGUCAUGUUGUUGCAAAAUGGAGUGAUAGCCUUCCUUCUUCAAUAUCCCUUUUACCCUGUUCAAAUCUCCCAUUUUACCACCACCAAAGCACCCCCAGACCAUCACAUUGCCUCCACCAUGCUUGACAGAUGGCAUCAAGCACUCCUCCAGCAUCUUUUCAUUUGGUCUGCGUCUCACAAAUGUUCUUCGUUGUGAUCCGAACACCUCAAACUUCGAUUUUUUCUGUCCAUAACACUUUUUCCCAAUCUUCCUCUGUCCAGUGUCUGUGUUCUUUUGCCCAUCUUAAUCUUUUAUUUUUAUUGGCCAGUCUGAGAUAUGGCUUUUUCUUUGCAACUCUGCCUAGAAGGUCAGCAUCCCGGAGUCGCCUCUUCACUGUUGACGUUGAGACUGGUGUUUUCGGGUACUAUUUAAUGAAGCUGCCAGUUGAGGACCUGUGAGGCAUCUCUUUCUCAAACUAGACACUAAUGUAUUUGUCCUCUUGCUCAGUUGUGCACCGGGCCUCCCACUCUUCUUUCUAUUCUGGUUAGAUCCAGUUUGCGCUGUUCUGUGAAGGGAGUUGUACGAGAUCUUCAGUUUCUUGGCAAUUUCUCGCAUGGAAUAGCCUUCAUUUCUCAGAACAAGAAUAGACUGACGAGUUUCAGAAGAAAGUUCUUUGUUUCUGGCCAUUUUGAGCCUGUAAUCAAACCCACAAUUGCUGAUGCUCCAGAUACUCAACUAGUCUCAAGAAGGCCAGUUUUAUUGCUUCUUUAAUCAGCACAACAGUUUUCAGCUGUGCUAACAUAAUUGCAAAAGGGUUUUCUAAUCAUCAAUUAGCCUUUUUAAAAUGAUAAACUUGGAUUAGCAAACACAACGUGCCAUUGGAACACAGGACUGAUGGGUUGCUGAUAAUGGGCCUCUGGACGCCUAUGUUGAUAUUCCAUUAAAAAUCAGCCGUUUCCAGCUACAAUAGCCAUUUACAACAUUAAAAAUGUCUACACUGUAUUUCUGAUCAAUUUGAUGUUAUUUUAAUGGACAAAAAAUUGCUUUUCUUUCGAAAACAAGGACAUUUCUAAGUGACCACAAACCUUUGAACGGUAGUGUAUAAUAAAGAAAUGUCAAUAGAAAACAGGUAAAAUGAAACCAAAUGCAGCUAGUUUGCAGUCUAUCCAGCUUCAGUUUGAAGUGAUUGUGUUAGCUGUGUUGUUGGCUAGCUUCUCUGAACAACAGUGUCCUGACGAGAGAACACAUUUUCUAUGCCAGGCGAAAUCGCACCUCAUUAGCUCAUUGUAAUGGAUGUAUCCAAAUAAAUGUCACUAGAAAACAGCUUAAACAAACUCAAAUGCAGCUACUUUGCUGUAUUCUGGCUGCACUGUUUGACGUGACUGUAAUUUAGCCGUAGUUGGCUAGCUAGCAAGCAAGGGAUAAGAACUUUUCCAGCCAGUAUGGCAAUGGAACAUUUAGAAUGAACGACUGGGUCGCGCCCUUAGAUACAGAACAAAAAUACUUUAACAGUUGGGUCGCGUCUCUGGCAACCUAACCGAUAGAACGAAAGACCAGCCGGCUUGGGUAGCAACCUCAGAUUUGUAUCGGGACUAUAUCUCGUGGAAGGAUGAAAUAGUAUGGAUGAGGUGUCCUUCUCCCUCAGAGUAUGUGCUUACACUGGCAGUUACCACCAUUACCUCAGUCAAGGUCAUACUCCUGUAAACCCUCUCCUCGGGUCUCUCUGUGGGAGGGAGCAGAUACACCACAGUGGGAAGGAUGACAAGCCUGUAUCUCUCUGACUGGCCUCAUACAGUAGGAGCCAGCGGAGGCUGGAGAACUAUAACUUAGCCCCCGACUUAUGUAACUAGACCAAAUUAAAUGAUAUGUACGGAUGAAAUUAGCUGCGUUGACAGGAUGGGAAUGGUCUGUAUUUUAUGAGCUCUUGCGACUGACUGGAUCAGAGGAGGCAAACAAGCUUGUAUUGAUCAGUUGGUGUUAUGGAGGCUCCCUGGCGGACUCAUGCUGCCAAGAGAGGUUAUUUGUCCUGCAACAGGAACCGGGGUUGUGUCGAUCAGUGUUUGGUAUAGAAUUGGUGUAUUGUUUGUUCGUCACUGAUGUUGGAUGUCCCAUGGCUUGAAUAGUGGAAUUACAACCCUGUAAAAGGCUUUGAAUUAGAAAUAUCACAACCUUUUUUAUCAAACACUCAGUGUGUGGUAUGGAUGGACCUGUAGCUAGCAAUAAUAUUACCUGAUGUAGGGUCUAGAUCUGAGAAACCUGGCGAGUAGAAUACCUGUGCUGACUUUAAAAUGAUCCCAGGGGAAUGGAUACACCAUUUUGCAGUAGCCUACAUACAAAUCAAACCACCUAACAAAAAUCAUGACUGUGGCUUUAACCAUAAUGUGCAUUGUUUCCCCUAUAUUCAUUUAGCAGCUGUGGCCUGCAGCUGCUAAAUAGUUGCCGCCACUCCAAAAUAAAUGAUUUUUUAUUUAAGUAAAUGUUUAUUUUGUUUUGAGAGAGAGAGAGAGAAAAUUGCGAUUGGUAAAACGUAUUCCGUGUAAACUUAAAGCUGCAAUAUGUUACGUUUUGGGCGACCCAACCAAAUUCACAUACAAAUAUGUGUUUAUAGAUCUGUCAUUCUCAUUGAAAGCAUGUCUAAGAAGUGGUAGAUCUGUUCUAUGUGCACUAUUUCUAUGCUUCCCGUUCUUAAGUUGAGUUUUUGCGUCUUUUACUUUCGGUUUUGUACACCAGCAUCAAACAGAAAUUAGGCGAACUAUUAGAAUUGUAGCAAUUUUAGCCUUUUCUGCACAGUGCAUCUUUAAAUGACUAAAACCAGAUAUAUAAAGUAUGUAGAAAAGAUAAUGGCACUUAAUAUAUUUUUAAUAAGAUCAUCUUUGAGAACUGACAAUCACAAAAAUAAAACUAGACUGUCAAGGAGAAUAAAACAUUUAAAAAAUGUGAUGGCAUGGGGCUCCCAUUGAUUUUGUUAUAAUAUUUGAUUCACUCCGAUGCAUAAGAACACAGCAUAAGCCGUGGCAAAAUGUGUAGAAUUGCAGGAAAUGAGCUUAAAACUAAACAAAAAUUAGGAAAUCUCUGCGGCCAAGAGGACAGCCUCUAAAAAUGUUCGUUCAGAGACCGCGCCAUUGGGCAUGGCCACAGAUUUAUACAUAGAUUUAAGUCAAAACUGUAACUUGGACACUGAGGAACAUUCACUGUCUUGGUAAGCAAUUCCAGUAGAUUUGGCCUUGUGUUUUAGGUUAUUGUCCUUCUGAAAGGUGAAUUCAUCUCCCAGUGUCUGGUGGAAAGCAGACUGAACCAGGUUUUCCUCUAGGAUUUUGCCUGUGCUUAGCUACAUUUUUCUUUUUUAUCAUUAACUCCCCAGUCCUUAACGAUUACAAGCAUACCCAUAACAUGAUGCAGCCACUACUAUGUUUGAAAAUAUGGAGCGUGGUACUCCAUAAUGUUUGGGACAGAUCCAAUACAACACAUAAUACUUUUUAUAUUCAGGACAAAAAGUGAAUUGCGAUGACACAUUUUUUGCAGUAUUACUUUAGUGCCUUCAUGCAAACAUGAUGCAUGUUUUGGAAUAUUUUCAUUCUGUACAUGCUUCCUUUUCACUCUGUCAAUUAGUUUAGUAUUGUGGAGUAAAACUACAAUGUUUUUUUCUUUCUCCUAUCACAGCCAUUAAACUCUAACUGUUUUAAUGUCACCAUUGGCCUCAUGGUGAAAUCCCUGAGCGGUUUCCUUCCUCUCCGGCAACUGAGUUAGAAAGGACGCCUGUAUCUUUGUAGUGACUGGGUGUAUUGAUACACCGUCCAAAGUAUAAUUAAUAACAUCACCAUGCUCAAAGGGAUAUUCAAUGUCUGCUUAUUUUUUAUUUUUUACCUAUCUACCAAUAGGUGCCCUUCUUUGCGAGGCAUUGGAAACCCUCCCUGGUUUUUGUGGUUGAAUCUGUGUUUUGAAAUUCACUGCUCGACUGAGGGACCUUACAGAUAAUUGUAUGUGUGGGGUACAGAGAUGAGGUAGUCAUUCAAAAAUCAUGUUAAACACUAUUAUUGCACACAGAGUGAGUCCAUGCAAUUUAUAUGACUUGCUAAGCAAAUUAUUUCUCCUGAACUUUAGGCUUUCCAUAAGAAAGGUGUUGAAUACUUAUCGACUCAAGACAUUUCAACUUUUCUUUUUUAAAUUAAUGAGUAAAAAUGGCAAAAAACAUUCCACUUUGACAUUAUGGGGUAUUGUGUGUGUGUGUGUUCUCUUAGCCCAUUUGUGGUUAUAGAUUAUUUUUGUUGUUGGUUGGAAUACAGUAUUGGUAGAUGUAGCGAAUUUCAACCAGAUAUUGGGGUUGUUCCAAAUUGGUUGAACUGCUUGUUUCGAAGGAAUAAAUCAGACAUUUUCGCCCAAAUAGCUUCCAUAUUCAGUUGUACAACAUGUACUGGAAUGUUGCAAUGCUAUAGUUUCUGGGAUAAGAACAGUGAACAAAAAUGUGCUCACUGAAUGUUUAUUUUAUAUACUUGGUGACCAUACUGCACGUUUUAUUUACCCUUUUCUGUUCAUGAUGUUCAUUCAGCUCAGUAUCUAACCUAUGGUCUUUAUAUGGUCCCUCAGGUUCAUUAUAACUAUGCAGAUGCAGGGUCUCUUCAUCCAUCCCUCUCAUCUCUCCUCUGUAGGUACUGUUUGAUGAGCGUGAAGGGCUGCUAUACUGACUUCCAUAUUGAUUUCGGGGGCACGUCUGUGUGGUAUCACGUUUUCAAGGGAGGGAAGGUAAGUUCAUGUAUUUUUUUUAUAGUAUGUGACAAACAUCAGUGCAUCCACCUGAGUCUCUGGUGUACCCUCCCCCAAUGCUGGUACUGUAUAUGUAUCAGAUUUCUGUAGAAGCGCUACAAAUUAACCUGUCCCCUGUUUGUCUCAGCGAUGGCUGCAGAAGUCACAGGAUUGUUGCUAGGGUGUCCGUAUGCACGCCUUUGAGGGAUCUCAUUAUAUAAACUGGCAAAGGUCAAGCUAGAGCAAGAAGAGGAAGAGAAACAUUGUGAUAGGAUAGUCAAAUCUACGAAAUGUGCUGACUUCUCUAAUAUAAGAUGUAACCUUGAGUACUGUUAACAUAGAAAUAUCACCCUUGUUUUAGAUGUUUACCAAAGCUGCAUCCCCAACUUUUCACACCCUGUCCUGUCCUCAGGUGUUCUGGCUGGUGCCUCCGACGCCUCAUAACCUUGCCCUGUAUGAGGACUGGGUUCUGUCAGGCAAGCAGAAUGACAUCUUCCUGGGAGACCGUGCAGAUGGCUGCCAGAGGGUGGAGCUGAAACAGGGCUACACCUUCUUCAUCCCCUCUGGUGAACUGCCUAGCAUUGAGUUUUGAUGUAUUCCUAUCAUAUUAUCGUUAAGAUUAUCGUAACAAACCAUACAGUACAUGCACUGCUUUAUUCAAGCAUGUGUUUGAGGACAUGUUUGGGCAUGCUAUGUCUGUCUAUGUUUUCAGUGGGUCAGCUGGUUCUCAUGAUGUUUGGCUGGCUGUCCUGUUUCAGGCUGGAUUCAUGCAGUCUACACCCCUGAGGACACGCUGGUGUUCGGCGGCAACAUUCUGCACAGCUUUAACAUUCCCAUGCAACUCUCUAUCUAUGAGAUAGAGAACAGGACUAAGGUAGGCUGUCAUACAGGUGUCCCACUUCUGACGCUUCAUUCCAGCUAUGACCAUUAGUAAAUCUAAACUGUGUCUCUACAAUGAAGAUGGAUGGGGAAACAGCCUUACCGCAUACAAACAAGUCAAGGUCACUUAGUUUGCUGCGUCAAUGAGUGUGAGAACUGAAUAGGCCCUUCCUCAGCCAUACCUCUUUUGGUUUUUACAGAUCUGAACAGGAUAGGUGAAGUAAUAUGAAAGAAGCUAGGGAUUGGAAUGGGACUGGGCAGGAAUGUAACACCGUAAGGCACACAAGUGCUGAAUGUGCAGUCAUUUGCAUUACCAUCCAAUUGAGAAGCAGACUGAUAUGCUAAUGGUUUGCAGAUGAGAAUGAGGGCUUUUCCCCCCCUGCUUUUAUUAAAAAUGCCAUCCAUAUUCAUGUGGAAAUGGAGUCUGUGACAGGAGUGCCUGUUUAAUCAGAAUACAGCUCUACAAGGACUGAAAUGAGUCAUGGAGCUUGUUUCAUAUUAGCAGCCAGGAAAGAGGGACAAGCCUGUAGGCCUAUUUGUUUAUCUCAUCUUUUCACACAAACUCCCAAGGGCUUCAUAUGUUGAUCAAAUAUUAUGUAUGACACCCGACAAGGCCCAAAUCCCUGUCAUUCGCAGGAGAAAGAGACAGAGAUAUCGUGGACGUAGGUUGGGGUGCCUCGUAAGGAUCCGACGGCGAGCGAGUAAACUGCCUCUUCCAUCAAUCCUAUUAGCCAAUCUUCAAUCAUUGGAAAUUAAAUUAGAUUACCUAAGAUUACGCUUAUCCUACCAACGGGACAUUAAAAACUGUAAUAUUUUAUGUUUCACCGAGUCGUGGCUGAACGACGACAUGGACAGCAUAGCUAGCGGGCUAUACGCUACAUCGGCAGGAUAGAACGUCUGACUCUGGUAAGACAAGGGGUGGCGGUUUGUGUAUAUUUGUAAACAACAGCUGGUGCACAAAAUCAAAUACUAAGGAAGUCUCGAGGUUUUGCUCGCCUGAGGUAGAAUAUCUUAUGAUAAGCUGUAGACCACACUAUUUACCAAGAGAGUUCAUCUAUAUUUUUCAUAGCUGUCUAUUUACCACCACAAACCAAUGCUGGCAUUAAGAUUGCACUCAAUGAGCUGUAUAAGGCCAUAACUAAACAGGAAAACGCUCAUCCAGAGGCAGCGUUCCUAGUGGCCGGGGACUUUAAUGCAGGGAAACUUAAAUCCGUUCGACCUCAUUUCUACCAGCAUGUUAAAUGUGCAACCAGAGGAAAAAAACUCUAGACCACCUUUACUCCACACACAGAGACACAUACAAAGAUCUCCUUCGCCCUCCAUUUGGCAAAUCUGACCGUAACUGUAUCCUCCUGAUUCCUGCUUAUAAGCAAAAACUAAAGCAGGAAACACCAGUGACUCGGUUAAUAAAAAAAAGUGGUCAGAUGACGCAGAUGCUAAGCUACAGGACUGUUUUGCUAGCACAGACUGGAACAUGUUCCGGGAUUCUUCAGAUAGCAUUGAGGAGUACACCACAUCAGUCACUGGCUUCAUCAAUAAGUGCAUCGAUGACGUCGUCCCCACAGUGACCGUACGUACAUACCCCAACCAGAAGCCAUGGAUUACAGGCAACAUCCGCACUGAGCUAAAGGGUAGAGCUGCCGCUUUCAAGGAGCGGGACUCUAACCUGGACGCUUAUAAGAAAUCCCGCUAUGCCCUCCGACGAACCAUCAAACAGGCAAAGAGUCAAUACAGGACAAAGAUUGAAUCGUACUACACCGGCUCUGACGCUCGUCGGAUGUUGCAGGGCUUGAAAACUAUUACAGACUACAAAGGGAAGCCAGACGCGAGCUUCCCAGUGACACAAGCCUACCAGACGAGCUAAACCACUUCUAUGCUCGCUUUGAGGCAAGCAACACUGAAGCAUGCAUGAGAGCACCAGCUGUUCCGGAUGACUAUGUAAUCAUGCUCUCCGUAGCUGAUGUUCACAAGGCCGCAGGGCCAGACAGAUUACCAGGACGUGUACUCCGGUCAUGUGCUGACCAACUGGCAAGUGUCUUCACCGACAUUUUCAACAUGUCCCUGACUGAGUCUGUAAUAUGUUUCAAGCAGACCACCAUAGUCCACGUGCCCAAGAACACUAAGAUAACCUGUCUAAAUGACUACCGACCUGUAGCACUGACGUCUGUAGCCAUGAAGUGCUUUGAAAGGCUGGUCAUGGCUCACAUCAACACCAUUAUCCCAGAAACCCUAGACCCACUCCAAUUUGCAUACCGCCCCAACAGAUCCACAGAUGAUGCAAUCUCUAUUGCACUCCACACUGCCCUUACCCACCUGGACAAGAGGAACACCUACGUGAGAAUGCUAUUCAUUGACUACAGCUCAGCGUUCAACACCAUAGUGCCCUCAAAGCUCAUCACUAAGCUAAGGAUCCUGGGACUAAACACCUCCCUCUGCAACUGGAUCCUGGACUUCCUGACGGGCCGCCCCCAGGUGGUAAGGGUAGGUAGCAACACAUCUGCCACGCUGCUCCUCAACACGGGGGCCCCUCAGGGGUGCGUGCUCAGUCCCCUCCUGUACUCCCUGUUCACCCAUGACUGCAUGGCCAGGCACGACUCCAACACCAUCAUUAAGUUUGCCGACGACACAACAGUGGUAGGCCUGAUCACCGACAACGAUGAGACAGCCUAUAGGGAGGAGGUCAGAGACCUGGCCGUGUGGUGCCAGGAUGACAACCUCUCCCUCAACGUGACCAAGACAAAGGAGAUGAUUGUGGACCACAGCGGGAAAAAAAUAGGACUGAGAACGCCCCCAUUCUCAUCGACGGGGCUGUAGUGGAACAGGUUGAGAGCUUCAAGUUCCUUGGUGUCCACAUCACCAACGAACUGUCAUGGCCCAAACACACCAAGACAGUCGUGAAGAGGGCACGACAAAGCCUAUUCCCCCUCAGGAGACUGAAAAUAAUUGGUAUGGGUCCUCAGAUCCUCAAAAAGUUAUACAGCUGCACCAUCGAGAGCCUCCUGACUGGUUGCAUUACCGCCUGGUAUGGCAACUGCUUGGCCUCCGACCGCAAGGCACUACAGAGGGUAGUGCGUACGGCCCAGUACAUCACUGGGGCCAAGCUUCCUGCCAUCCAGGACCUCUAUACCAGGCAGUGUCAGAGGAAGGCCCUCAAAAUUGUCAGACUCCAGCCACCCUAGUCAUAGACUGUUCUCUCUGCUACCGCACGGCAAGCGGUACCGGAGCGCCAAGUCUAGGUCCAAAAGGCUUCUCAACAGCUUCUACCCCCAAGCCAUAAGACUCCUGAACAGCUAAUCAUGGCUACCCAGACUAUUUGCACUGCCCCCCCACCCCCACCCCAUAUUUUUACGCUGCUGCUACUCUGUUAAUUAUUUAUGCAUAGUCACUUUAACUCUACCCACAUGUACAUAUUACCUCAACUAGCUGGUGCCCCCGCACAUUGACUCUGCACCGGUACCCCCCUGUAUAUAGCCUCCCUACUGUUUUUACUUCUGCUCUUUUUUUCUCCACCUUUUUGUUGUUUUAUUUUACAUUUUUAUUGAGAAAUAAAUGCGUUGUUGGUUAAGGGCUGUAAGUAAGCAUUUCAUGGUAAUGUCUACACCUGUUGUAUUCGGCGCAUGUGGCAAAUAAAAUUUGAUUUGAUUUUGUGUGUAUGCAUGUGUUUGUACUGUAUGACCUAUACAGAGGGAUGCCUAGAAAGAUUUCACCCUCCUUAUUCUGAUAUUCUUUACAAUAAUAUGAUCAGAGUAGUUAUUGUAAUGAUAUGGAUGCAAGUCCUGCAGGCUUUGCGAUUUAUAUGGAUACUUGGUUGAAUGUGGCUUUCUCAGAUAUGAUGGAUAGCUGGUAGGAAGCUUCAGCUUUGCAGGUAGUAUAGUACUAUUUUUGUUUCUGCUGGAGAAGAGGCAUGAGCAAAACAACAGCGACAGUUUCAUAUGCUCCCCAGGGCUGGGCACGUUAUGUUCGCUCUAUUUUUACACCUGAAGAUAGAAAUGGUGUUAGAGAAAGGAAAUGAUCAUCACUUUUGAAAACAAAACCCUUGUUGGCAAUCACAGAGGUCAGACGUUUCUUGUUGUUGGCCACCAGGUUAGCACACAUCUCAGGAGGGAAAAAAUUGUAGGAGAUUAAACAUGGUAAUGACUACUCUCGUUGUCUUUUUAUUAAGCCUUUUGUUCUCUCAGAUUGUGAAAGUUUCUUUCCAAACUCGUUUCAGGUUAAUUCCAAGUUCCGCUACCCAUUCUACCAUGAGAUGUGCUGGUAUGUCCUGGAGAGGUACGUGCACUGUCUGACCAAGCGUUCCCAUCUCACUCCGGAGUUCCGUAGAGAGCCUCUGCUAAUCGGUGAGUGAGCCCAGCUAAUGGCGCUAUUUAACCCCGAGUGUGUCUAUGAAUACUGGUUCUAUCCUGAGAGCUCUUAUGGGGAGCCUUGCCUUGCACUCUUGUUGUAAUUAAAUCAAAUCAUAUGUUAUUUGUCACAUGCGCCAAAUACAACCGGUGUAGACUUUACAGUGAAAUGCUUACUUAACCAACAAUGCAGUUUUAAGAAAAAAUAUGUUUUAAGUGAAAGAUAGAUCAGUAAAACAUUUAAGAGUUGCAGUAAAAUAACAGUAGUGAGGCUGUAUACAGGGGGUACCGGUACAGAGUCAAUGUGCGGGGGCACAGGUUAGUCGAGGUAAUUGAGGUAAUAUGUACAUGUAGGUAGAGUUAAAGUGACUAUGCAUAGAUAAUAAACAGAGAUAAACAGAUAGUAGCAGCAGCGUAAAAGAGGGGGUGGGGACAAUGCAUAUAGUCCGGGUAGCCAUUUGAUUAGCUGUUCAUGAGUCUUAUGGCUUGUGGGGUAGAAGCUGUUAAGAAGCCUUUUGGACCUAGACUUGGCACUCCGGUAUCGCUGGCUGGAGUCUUUUGAUAAUUUUUAGGGCCUUCCUCUGACACCGCCUGGAAUAGAGGUCCUGGAUGGCAGGAAGCUUGGCCUCAGUGAUGUACUGGGCCGUAUGCACUACCCUCUGUAGUGCCUUGCGGUCGGAGGCUGAGCAGUUGCCAUACCAGGCAGUGAUGCAACCAGUCAGGAUGCUCUCGAUGGUGCAGCUGUAGAACGUUUUGAGGAUCUGAGGACCUACAGUAAGGGGGAAAAAGUAUUUGAUCCCCUGCUGAUUUUGUACGUUUGCCCACUGACAAAGACAUGAUCAGUCAAAAAUGUUAUAAAUUGAUUUGCAUUUUAAUGAGGGAAAUAAUUAUUUGACCCCCUCUCAAUCAGAAAGAUUUCUGGCUCCCAGGUGUCUUUUAUACAGGUAAUGAGCUGAGAUUAGGAGCACACUCUUAAAGGGAGUGCUCCUAAUCUGAGCUUGUUACCUGUAUAAAAGACACCUGUCCACAGAAGCAAUCAAUCAAUCAGAUUCCAAACUCUCCACCAUGGCCAAGACCAAAGAGUUCUCCAAGGAUGUCAGGGACAAGAUUGUAGACCUACACAAGGCUGGAAUGGGCUACAAGGCCAUCGCCAAGCAGCUUGGUGAGAAGGUGACAACAGUUGGUGCGAUUAUUCGCAAAUGGAAGAAACACAAAAUAACUGUCAGUCUCCCUCGGCCUGGGGCUCCAUGCAAGAUCUCACCUCGUGGAGUUACAAUGAUCAUGAGAACGGUGAGGAAUCAGCCCAGAACUACACGGGAGGAUCUUGUCAAUGUUCUCAAGGCAGCUGGGACCAUAGUCACCAAGAAAACAAUUGGUAACACACUGAGCCGCGAAGGACUGAAAUCCUGCAGCGCCCGCAAGGUCCCCCUGCUCAAGAAAGCACAUAUACAGGCCCGUCUGAAGUUUUGCCAAUGAACAUCUGAAUGAUUUAGAGGAGAACUGGGUGAAAGUGUUGUGGUCAGAUGAGACCAAAAUCGAGCUCUUUGCCAUCAACUCAACUCGCCGUGUUUGGAGGAGGAGGAAUGCUGACUAUGACCUCAAGAACACCAUCCCUACCGUCAAACAUGGAGGUGGAAACAUUAUGCUUUGGGGGUGUUUUUCUGCUAAGGGGACAGGACAACUUCACUGCAUCAAAGGGACGAUGGACGGGGCCAUGUACCGUCAAAUCUUGGGUGAGAACCUCCUUCCCUCAGCCAGGGCAUUGAAAAUGAGUCAUGGAUGGGUAUUCCAGCAUGACAAUGACCCAAAACACACGGCUAAGGCAACAAAGGAGUGGCUCAAGAAGAAGCACAUUAAGGUCCUGGAGUGGCCUUGCCAGUCUCCAGACCUUAAUGCCAUAGAAAAUCUGUGGAGGGAGCUGAAGGUUCGAGUUGCCAAACGUCAGCCUCGAAACCUUAAUGACUUGGAGAAGAUCUGCAAAGAGGAGUGGGACAAAAUCCCUCCUGAGAUGUGUGCAAACUUGGUGGCCAACUACAAGAAACGUCUGACCUCUGUGAUCGCCAACAAGGGUUUUGCCACCAAGUACUAAGUCAUGUUUUGCAGAGGGGUCAAAUACUUAUUUCCCUCAUUUAAAAUGCAAAUCAAUUUAUAACAUUUUUGACAUGCAUUUUUCUUGAUUUUUUUGUUGUUAUUCUGUGUCUCACUGUUCAAAUAAACCUACCAUUAAAAUUAUAGACUGAUUAUGGCUUUGUCAGUGGGCAAACGUACAAAAUCAGCAGGGGAUCAAAUACUUUUUUUCCCUCACUGUAUGCCAAAUCUUUUCAGUCUCCUGAGGGGGAAUAGGCUUUGUCGUGCCCUCUUCAUGACUGUCUUGGUGUGUUUGGACCAUGAUAGUUUGUUGGAUGUGGACACCAAGGAACUUGAAUCUCUCAACCUGCUCCCCUACAGCCCCGUCGAUUACCACUCACAAGUGGGUAAUGCUCUUAUCCUUUGGAAAGAGCCAAUGAUAUGACACAUCUGUUUAAUCAGUGAGAUUGCCUUCUCAUAGAAAUGAGGAUGAUGAUAAUAAUAUUAUAAUAAUAUUCCAUUUAGCAGACGCUUUUAUCCAAAGCGAUUUACAGUCAUGUGUGCAUACAUUUUUACGUAUGGGUGGUCCCGGGGAUCGAACCCACUACCCUGGCGUUACAAGCGCCAUGCUCUACCAAUUGAGCUACAGAGGACCACAAUAGCAUGAUGAAAGUGACUGAAAUUAUAAUCUGACCGCAAUGGUUACACAGCAGAUUGGUUCCCUCAUCUUUGCUCAUCCUCCUUCUCUUCCUCAGACUUGGAGACUAAGAUGAGCACAGAGAGCCCCUCCUCUGACUCCCGGAGUCAGGACAUGGACGAGGAGGACUCCUGCGAGACGCAGCAGGGACGAGGUGAACAGGGUGACCGGUCUGCAUUUGAUGAUCCCUGCUCUCCUGAUAACAGGAAGGGUAAUCCCAGCGGCCCUCAGCACCUCAAAGCUGCCUUGUCCAAUGACUCUGAAGACAGCUGCAUCCCCACCUCCACCCAGCCUCCAGAGUUCCCCAAAACCCCCUUUGCCUCGCCAGUCUCAGAGUCUCAGAGUAAAUGGACUCAUCUGACUGAGUUUGAACUAAAGGGCCUCAAGGCCCUUGUGGAGAAACUGGAAGCACUCCCCGAAAAUAAGAAGUGUGUUCCAGAUGGCAUCAAGGACCCCCAGGCCCUGCUGGAUGACAUGAAGGUAUGUGCCUCAUCCAACUUAGUUCUCAUGUAUUUUCUGUCUUGUGUAUACACUACCGUUCAAAAGUUUGGGGUCACUUAGAAAUGUCCUUGUUUUCCAUGAAAACAUACAUGAAAUGAGUUUGAAUAGGAAAUAUAGCAAAAUGCAUAGGAAAUAAUGAUUUUUAAUAAAAAUAAUAAUUGUGUCCUUCAAACUUUGCUUUCGUCAAAGAAUCCUCCAUUUGCAGCAAUUACAGCUCUGUCCAUAGGAGAAACUGCUGCCAAUAGGAUGGGGAUCUGUGUGUGUGAUUAUGUGAGUGUCUCACAGGUUCAGCAGAUGGGCCCUCAGUUUAUGAUAAUUGCAACAGACGGGGGUGGAGAUAGUUCUAUCAUAAACAUCUGUGAAUGUGUAGGAGGCCUAUAUUUGCUUUUUUGUGUUUAUUUGUCUGUGUUUGCAAGUCUGGCAUUCAUAAUCUAAAGAGAGUGAAUAUGAAGUCUGUAAGCCAUACAGUAUUAUGUGUCAUGUUCCGUUGAGUGUAGAUGAUAUUUGUCUAUACAACGGGUGGGUCUAAUCCUGGACGCUGAUUGGUUAAAACCGCAUUCCAGCUGGUGUCUAUUCCACAAAUUACCACCGGCUAAAGCUAUGACGUUGAAAUGCCUAUUUAAUCUGUUCCAUCUCACUGCGCAAUUCACUGUCUCAUCAGCCCAGCCAGGCAAUUUAUAAACUUGAUCUCCACUAUAAAAAGCAUCUAGACAUUAUCUCGGGACGAGACAGACAGACAGGCAGACAGCUUUUCUCAACCAGUCGAAAUCAUGAAUCAGCUGGCAUCAUUUUUAUGGAUGGAUAUAUAUAUAUAUAUAUAUAUAUAUAUAUAUAUAUAUAUAUAUAUAUAUAUAUAUAUAUAGUUUGGGGUCACUUAGAAAUGUCCUUGUUUUCCAUGAAAUGAGUUUGAAUAAGAAAUAUAGCAAAAUGCAUAGGAAAUGUAGUCAUUGACAAGGUUAGAAUGAUUUUUAAUUGAAAUAAUAAUUAUCCUUCAAACUUUGCUUUCAUCAAAGAAUCCUCCAUUUGCAGCAAUUACAGCCUUGCAGACCUUUGGCAUUCUAGUUGUCAAUUUGUUGAGGUAAUCUGAAGAGAUUUCACCCCAUGCUUCCUGAAGCACCUCCCACAAGUUGGAUUGGCUUGAUGGGCACUUCUUACGUACCAUACGGUCAAGCUGCUCCCACAACAGCUCAAUAGGGUUGAGAUUCAGUGACUGUGCUGGCCACUCCAUUAUAGACAGAAUACCAGCUGACUGCUUCUUCCCUAAAUAGUUAUUGCAUAGUUUGGAGCUGUGCUUUGGGUCAUUGUCCUGUUGUAGGAGGAAAUUGGCUCCAAUCAAGCACCGUCCACAGGGUAUGGCAUGGCGUUGCGAAAUGGAGUGAUAGCCUUCCUUCUUCAAGAUCCCUUUUACCCUGUUCAAAUCUCCCACUUUACCACCACCAAAGCACCCCUAGACCAUCACAUUGCCUCAACCAUGCUUGACAGAUGGCAUCAAGCACUCCUCCAGCAUCUUUUAAUUUGGUCUGCGUCUCACAAAUGUUCUUCUUUGUGAUCCGAACACCUCAAACUUCGAUUCGUCUGUCCAUAACACUUUUUCCCAAUCUUCCUCUGUCCAGUGUCUGUGUUCUUUUGCCCAUCUUAAUCUUUUCUUUUUAUUGGCCAGUCUGAGAUAUGGCUUUUUCUUUGCAACUCUGCCUAGAAGGUCAGCAUCCUGGAGUCGCCUCUUCACUGUUGACGUUGAGACUGGUGUUUUGCGGGUACUAUUUAAUGAAGCUGCCAGUUGAGGACCUGUGAGGCGUCUGUUUCUCAAACUAGACACUAAUGUAUUUGUCCUCUUGCUCAGUUGUGCACCGGGGCCUCCCACUCCUCUUUCUAUUCUGGUUAGAUCCAGUUUGCACUGUUCUGUGAAGGGAGUAGUACCCAGCGUUGUACGAGAUCUUCAGUUUCUUGGCAAUUUCUCGCAUGGAAUAGCCUUCAUUUCUCAGAACAAGAAUAGAGUUUCAGAAGAAAGUUCUUUGUUUCUGGCCAUUUUGAGCCUGUAAUCAAACCCACAAUUGCUGAUGCUCCAGAUACUCAACUAGUCUCAAGAAGGCCAGUUUGAUUGCUUCUUUAAUCAGCACAACAGUUUUCAGCUGUGCUAACAUAAUUGCAAAAGGGUUUUCUAAUGAUCAAUUAGCCUUCUAAAAUGAUAAUCUUGGAUUAGCAAACACAACGUGCCAUUGGAACACAGGACUGCUGGGUUGCUGAUAAUGGGCCUCUGUACACCUAUGUAGAUAUUCCAUAAAAAAUCAGCCGUUUCCAGCUACAAUAGCCAUUUACAACAUUAACAAUGUCUGCACUGUAUUUCUGAUCAAUUUGAUGUUAUUUUAAUGGACAAAAUAAUUGUUUUUCUUUCGAAAACAAGGACAUUUCUAAGUGACCACAAACUUUUGAAUGGUAGUGUAUAUCUGGAUGUACAAGUACAAAACACAGGAACAUACUUUACUCUUCUAUCCGUUCCCCAGGUUGUCUUGAAGGAACAUGAAGACGAUGAUCCCAAAAUGGCUGCUACUGGAGUACCUGUGGUGUUCUGGCCCAAGAAGUCUGCCAAG